AUGUAAUGCCACUAGCGUAGGGAGGGGUUCACGGGGGUUGACACGCCCUAUUUUUGGUAAUUAAUUGAAUGAAUAACGAUGUUUGUUUCUUUUUACUCAGUUUUUAUUAUUGAUUUCGACAACCAAUUUCGGAUAGAAUCUAACUUUUCUAGUUUAGGUCGAUGUCUUGGACACACACUGGUUCGUUUUACACAACUAGUGGGAACGUGACGCGUGCAAACUACCACAAAAUAUUUUUCAAAAAUUAUCGAAACUUACGUUUUCUGGUUUCUUGAACCAAGCAAUUCAAARCUCAUGGUUGGGUUACCUGUGUCAGUCAAGACAAAGGGUGACCAUCUCACCCCAGACUCACAUUACGUCACAUACAAAACAUUUCGUAAUGUUGUGCCGAACAAUGACAAAAACACAUAUACAGCCAUCAGAUGAACAAGAACCACAUACAAAAUUCUGCUUAGAGUAUAUAGUGUCAUACGAUGGCAUUACUGCAGUACGGAUCUACGGGACAAACUUCGACGAUCAUUACUACGGGACCCACGCGGGACGAAUCGACAUCGACUCUCGGGACCCGGAGGUCACUCGCGGACGACCUCAAUCAGUUAGACGAAAACACUGAAGGGAAAGAAAGAAAUAGAGAUCCAAUCGAAAUGGGACAGAAAGUCGAUGGAACAACCAAGCCUAAAGAAAGUAGUAAUAGGGACGUCAAUAAUGGUCGUAUGAUGCAAUCGUCAUCCCGACAUACAGAUGACGUAAAUCAUCACGUGUUAUUUACAAAUGCCGUUCAAAUACACAAUGAGCACGGCUUUAAUAGUGAACUGGAGUCGGGGAAUUCACCACCUAGACGUAUAGAACGAGUAACGGAACCAUCAAUCCAUAAUGAUAAUCAAAAUAACGUUGAUGGUGAUGAGCGUGACUUGGCGGAUGCCGUGUCACGCGUUCGUAGCGUGACUAGCACCUCUGUUUGUACCCAUAGCGAUGCUGAAGAAUGUAACGAAAGCGAUUUCUCAAUAGCAAUGUCAUUGUCAACAGAUACUAUAACAUUUAGAAGGGGUUCUCGUACAGGGAGCUUUUCUAGUUAUUUACUUACACCACGGCGGAGAAGGAGGCGGAUUUCAAGACCAGGAGCGCUCGUAACUGAUUCUUAUGCGGAUGAAUGUAUAUGUUGUUGUUCGAUCUUAUAAAGGUUAACUACGACGAAGAUGGGAUAUUUUUUGGAUAACAUAUAAGGCUAUAUUCGUUACAUGAUUGAUCAGACUGCCUAAGGAAGGAAAAGGAACGGAAAGAAGAGAAAAGGGAAGGAAAGGAAUGGUAUAAUGGGAAUGUGAAUAGUGAUUAGCAAUGAGGAAGGAAAAAAGAAGGAUAGUGAGAAGGAAAAAGAUGCGGGUAUCGGAUGGGUAGAAUAGUGAGAAUAGAAAGAACUAAGUGAAGAAACUUCUUCAUCAUCUUUCAUCUAAAUUACCACAAUGCUUGCCUUCCAAUUCACAAAUGCGCGACUUAUAUUGCGCGCACAUGUAAAUAAAAGUAGCAAGCAGUAUAAAGUGUAUAUCUUCCCGAAAUAACAAAAAAAUCAAAAACUGAUUGUCAAAUUUAAUGUUGUUUCUGCAAUACAAGAACAAUAUUUUUGUUCCAUUCAAGGGKAUUUUAUACAUGAUUCUCGGGCAGAAAAUUAGGAAAGAUGUAAGAUUUCAAUUUACAGCAUGGACAUCUCUCCUCAAUGAUAUUAUAAGGUUUAUGAAA
This is a messenger RNA of Actinia tenebrosa (Australian red waratah sea anemone), 1734 nucleotides long. RefSeq lists its product as uncharacterized. The record is from RefSeq and is a predicted model, not a curated record. Lineage: Eukaryota; Metazoa; Cnidaria; Anthozoa; Actiniaria; Actiniidae.